AUGCAGACUGCUUCUACAAACAUUUGUGAAAGACUGUGCAAUAAGUCCAUCCGUGAUAUUUUCUGGGUACUAAAUAUUCCACGCUCAACUGUUAGUGGGAUUAUAACAAAGUGGAAGCAACUGGGAACAACAGAAACUCAGCCACCAAGUGGUAGGCCACGUAAAUGGACAGAGUGGCGUCAGCGCAUGUGCAGAAGUCGCCAACUGUCUGCAGAGUCAAUAGCUAAAGACCUCCAAACUCUAUGUGGCCUUCAGAUUAGCACAAAAACAGUGCAUAGAGAGCUUCAUGGAAUGGGUUUUUCCAUGGCCGAGCAGUUGCAUCGA
Messenger RNA from Staurois parvus, 324 nucleotides. NCBI's taxonomy places the organism in Eukaryota, Metazoa, Chordata, Amphibia, Anura, Ranidae. The record is from the annotation of a GenBank genome assembly.